CGUCGGUUGCGCUUCACUCAUUUUCGGACCACAGCAGCCUCGCGGUGGGGGUCGAAAGCUGCGGCCUUCUCGGACGCAGCGCUGAGAGACCCGGCCUCGGACCAGCCUUUUCGGCGUACAAGCGGCAACACUGCAAGCCGGUAUCGUAGUAUUUUCUCUGGAAGAUUUUAUUAGACUCUUUAUCAUUGGUUCUGUGAUAUUUUACGAGAGUGUUUCUAGGUGACUGGUCAAAGAAAUGGAUUUUACAGAAGCUUACGCGGACACGUGUUCUACAGUUGGUCUUGCUGCCAGGGAAGGCAAUGUAAAAGUCUUAAGGAAACUGCUCAGAAAGGGCCGAAGUGUCGACGUCGCUGAUAACAGGGGAUGGAUGCCGAUUCAUGAAGCAGCUUAUCACAACUCUGUAGAAUGUUUGCAGAUGUUAAUUAAUGCAGAUUCAUCUGAAAACUACAUUAAGAUGAAGACUUUUGAAGGUUUCUGUGCCUUACAUCUCGCUGCAAGUCAAGGACAUUGGAAAAUCGUACAGAUUCUUUUAGAAGCGGGGGCAGAUCCUAAUGCAACUACUUUAGAAGAAACCACACCAUUGUUUUUAGCUGUUGAAAAUGGACAGAUAGAUGUGUUAAGGCUGUUGCUUCGACAUGGAGCAAAUGUUAAUGGAUCCCAUUCUAUGUGUGGAUGGAACUCCUUGCACCAGGCUUCUUUUCAGGAAAAUACUGAGAUCAUAAAAUUGCUUCUUAAAAAAGGAGCAAACAAGGAAUGCCAGGAUGACUUUGGCAUCACACCUUUGUUUGUGGCUGCUCAGUAUGGCAAGAUAGAAAGCUUGAGCAUACUUAUUUCAUCAGGUGCAAAUGUCAAUUGUCAAGCCUUGGACAAAGCUACCCCCUUGUUCAUUGCUGCUCAAGAGGGACACACCAAAUGUGUGGAGCUUUUGCUCUCCAGUGGAGCUGAUCCUGAUCUUUACUGUAAUGAGGAUAAUUGGCAGUUACCUGUUCAUGCAGCUUCACAAAUGGGCCAUUCAAAAAUCUUGGACUUGUUGGUGCCACUUACUAGCCGGGUCUGUGACACUGGGCUAAACAAAGUGAGCCCUGUUUACUCAGCAGUGUUUGGGGGACAUGAAGAGUGCCUAGAAAUACUACUCCGGAACGGCUACAGCCCAGAUGCCCAGGCGUGCCUUAUCUUUGGAUUUAGUUCUCCCAUGUGCAUGGCUUUCCAAAAGGACUGUGAGUUCUCUGGAAUUGUAAACAUUCUUUUGAAAUAUGGAGCCCAAGUAAAUGAACUUCAUUUGGCAUACUGUCUGAAGUACGAGAAGUUUUCAGCAUUUCGCUACUUUUUGAAGAAAGGUUGCCCGUUGGCACCAUGGAACCAUAUAAGUGAAUUUGUAAAUCAUGCAAUUAAAGCACAAACAAAAUAUAAGGAGUGGUUGCCACAUCUUCUGCUUGCUGGAUUUGACCCACUGAUUCUACUGUGCAAUUCUUGGAUUGACUCAGUCAGCAUUGACACCCUUAUCUUCACUUUGGAGUUUACUAAUUGGAAGAGACUUCCACCAGCUGUUGAAAAGAUGCUUUCUUCUCGUGCCUCAAAAUCCUCUUGGAUUCUACGUCAACAUAUUGCCACUAUUCCAUCCCUGACCCAUCUUUGUCGUUUGGAAAUUCGGUCCAGUCUAAAAUCAGAACAUCUCCGGUCUGACAGUUUUAUUAGUCAGUUGCCACUUCCCAGAAGCCUACAUAAUUAUUUGCUCUAUGAAGAUGUUCUGAGGAUGAAUGAGAUUCCAGAACUGGCAGCUAUUCAAGAUGGAUAAAUCAGUGAAACUACUUAACACAGCUCAUUUCUUUCUCUGAAAACCCACCGAGACAAAAGAGCCAUAGAGUACAAGUUUUUAUGAUUUUAUAGUUCAAAGGUGAUUAUUGUUUGUGAUGUAGGUUAAGUUUUGGGGGGCUGGUAGUUUAAUGUGUAUGUUUAUGUUUACAGCUAGCCUUCCCAGUAAAAAAAGAAAAAAAUUGUAAACCUCACAUAUAUUACUUUAUUGCAGCUUCAUCACCAGUAUAUGUUGUAAUAUUUAUUUAUCUGACCAUGUUCUCCUUUAUUUUGCUAUAAACUGUGAUGCUGCUUCUAGUGCUAAACAUGGUGGGGGCAUAUUUCCACCUAUGAUUCGUGUUUACCUGGUGCUAGGAGCUUGGAAUGGAAUUCAUAAAGCUUCACUGGAAGUGUAUACAACCGUGGUGUUGAAUCUGUUAUUAUCAUCAUUAUUGUAUUUGGGCUUGAAUAUCAUGCUUAUUAAAGAACAAGUUUUCCUAUUUUAUCACAUUUCGUUUUCAUCUCUUAAUUCAGUCACUUAUUAUUAUUAUUUCUUUUUUUAAGAUGGAGUCUUGCUUUGUCGCUCAGGCUGGAGUGCAGUGGUGUAAUCUCAGCUCACUGUAGCCUCUGCCCCAGGAUAAUUCAGUCACUUUUAUGAAGAAUUGAUAUUCAUUGCCUUUUCACAUGUAAACUCACAGGAAAAAAUUCUUUUAAAAAUAUAGAAAAAUCAUAUUGUUGGUUUUUCCUUUCUGGUUUCUUUCUACUCUUUGGCCAAAAAAACCCAAAGAAGGCCAAGUGCAUUGGCUCAUGCCUGUAAUCCAGCACUUUGGGAGGCCGAGGUGGGUGGAUCACCUGAGUUGGGGAGUUUGAGACCAGCUGGAUCAAUGUGGAGAAACCCUCUCUCUACUAAAAAUACAAAAUUAGCCAGGCGUGGUUGCGCAUGCCUGUAAUCCCAGCUACUUGGAAGGCUGAGGCAGGAGAAUCUGAACCUGGGAGGCAGAGCUUGUGGUGAGCCAAGAUGGUGUCAUUGCAUUCCAGCCUGGGCAACAAGAGUGAAACUCCGUCUCAAAAAAAAAAGCCCCCAAAAAACAAAAGCCCAAUUCUAAUCUGCAAAGGCAAGAACAGACCUGAACUCAAAGACAUGCUCUGUUGGGGGAAAAUAAUGGGGUCAGUGUUGACAUAAGAGCAUAUUUGCACAUUUAGGAUUUUAAUCAGGAGUCUGAGAGGGGCAUGUCUGUGGGACCAUCUUUAAAGAAAGAAAGGUAGAUACCACUGAGUUACUUCAUAUUAUAUAUAAAGUUCAAGCUCCAUCAUUGGGUGGCUUUGUUCCUAUGAAGCAGUAAUAGCUAGUUCUAUUAAUAUUAUGGUGUUUUUUCUUCUUAUCUAGAUAGGCUGUCACACAGUCCAUGAAUAAAGACCUCAGAAUCCUAGGUUAAUGAGAUGCCACCUCAUGGGUUUUUACAAUUGCUUGAUCUAAAUCUAGAGUCAGGAAAAACAACCUUGGAUCAAUUGAGCCAUAAGAGACUAUGGAGACUGGCCUUGGGACAAAGGUUGUGGGAACAUUACUGUCACAGUAGACUACAGAAAUAGGGUCCAAGGAGGCAAAGUCUUCUGUCCUCUUGGGAUUCUGUGGCUUAAAAUAGAUGAGAGUAGGUCAGCUGUGCCUGUUUCCUACAGGCCUUUGGUGUUUGGCAAAAGCACUGAUGAAGGUGGACCAAACAAGGAUUACGUUGCUAAGAUCCAAAGGGAUGACUGACCUGUUAACCACAGACUAGAGCUGCCUGUGGGGUGGAGAUAGAGUUUGAAUGUGGGUGUACAGGCAGAAAUAAUGGUAUAUAUGGAAAUCCAGGUGGAAAUUCUGAUAAUUUCAUAAAUUCCAAAACUGUUGAUUGUGUAGUAUUUUUCAAAUGUCAUAAUCUUUAUUUUCCAAACUCUAAGUCUCUGACUUUUAAGAUGGCACCCCACAUUUUGUUGGGGGAAAAUAUGUGUAGAAUGUUUAAAUUUGAGGGUGAAUCUUUUUGUGUUUUGUUCAUGUUCAAAUGUAUAAUAAAAACUCAGUUAUCUAACGUA
Molecule: messenger RNA, 3861 nt
Organism: Callithrix jacchus (white-tufted-ear marmoset)
Lineage: Eukaryota; Metazoa; Chordata; Mammalia; Primates; Cebidae
Gene: ASB3
Product: ankyrin repeat and SOCS box containing 3
Biological process (GO): intracellular signal transduction
Cellular component (GO): cytoplasm
Molecular function (GO): protein binding
Source: RefSeq, a predicted model, not a curated record